Messenger RNA from Sitodiplosis mosellana (orange wheat blossom midge), 8248 nucleotides. RefSeq names its product protein nervous wreck (gene nwk). Gene Ontology annotation, molecular function: protein binding. Gene Ontology annotation, biological process: regulation of actin filament polymerization; neuromuscular synaptic transmission. The record is from RefSeq and is a predicted model, not a curated record. Lineage: Eukaryota; Metazoa; Arthropoda; Insecta; Diptera; Cecidomyiidae. Bases 2167 to 5265 code for a protein of 1032 amino acids. Gene Ontology annotation, cellular component: recycling endosome; neuromuscular junction. The transcript has 12 exons.
GACAUUUCAAUGCUUUUAAGUCAGUAGAACGUCAAUGCUGCUAAUGACAUUGACGUUUUAGACAAAAGCAACAUAGGCGAUUUCCGAGAGCCUUUAUAUUUCAGCUGUCCUCGGUGGUAUGAAAUGAAUUUAACAAAUCCAUGCUGACUUUCAUCGAUGAUAUUCUUUAUGUGGAAGUUCAGGAGAUUAGCAACAAUGGCAUCUAGCAAUUCUGAAAUUACACAUUGUAGGGAAACAUCACGGUAGUUAUUUUUCCUGAAGAUAUGAAAUUGAUUCCUCCCAAAAAGUUCGAGUCUUUGAAGACACGCCAACGACACAAGUGCAAGUUUUUCUAACAACAUUCUAGUGUUAACAAAACUUUUGAGCAUUGAAUUUUAGAAAGAAAACGCAGAGCUGGCAUCUUUCUUUUAUGCAACACAACAGAACACCACACAACGGACUCAUAUUAUUUCUCUCUGAAGGCACCGAAGCCAAUUGUGAUGAUCCAGACAAGAUUGAGGACGACAAACCUUCGGGAAUAAGAACAGUCAAAACCCGCGUUCAAAGAUUCAGGACGACAAAAACCGUUGUGAGCGCGCAUUCGGCGAGAAGAACUACGAGUUUUUUUUAUCAGGAUGGCGAACAGGUGAUUCGGUCUUGUUUUUUUGGUGUCCUGAAGAAAAAUAUUUACAGGAAGAAAAUGUCGCCAGGAUUUCGUGAAAUUGUGCGUCAGCAGGACGGUAGCCAUCGAAUGGCUUGGCCCAACGCAGAUCAUUUUGGCAACGUUAUGAAUGACUUGAUUAGCACAUAUGUAACGAACACGAAGAACCAUUUGAAUACACAUGGUAGGAAACGUCUCCGUGAAUUUUUACGCAAAAAAAUGUUCGAGAUCAUCAAAAGCGAUCCGAUCGUGCGGUACGAAGAGAAGGACAUAUAGAAGUAAUGUAAUAGGUAAUGUCGCUGAGAAUAAAAAUGGCAAUACAGAAGUGUUGAACUGAAGCGCAACAUGAAAUAUGUAUGUAAAUUUUAGUUUAAAUGUGGUUUCCUGUAUAUUCGUUACAUCGCAACGCCGCGCCAUUCACAACGUACAAAUCUUACGAAGAUUUAGAUGGCACUGUUGACGUUUUAAAGAAAAAUUGCAAAACGACAAAUACAAUAUAAAACUUGUCAAUCAUAUUUAUUUCUUAAAAACGCAAAGUGAAUCGUCGCUUUAAUAAAAAAAAACGUACUAUACAAAAUAUAAAUUUUGAUUGUGUUUUUUUAUGUUUUUUUUUCGGGAAAAUGUUAAGAGGUAGCGAAAUGUUAUCUUCAAUAAAGUUAUAGAGUGUGUCAAGUUCCAAAACUUUGCUGAAUUCACUAACACUUAUCAUUUUCGCGAAAAACAUAAAAAACCAUAUUCCAAAAUACGAUUCUACUGGAGCGUCGAUUCAUGUGACGUUUUUAAGAAACAAAUUUCAAGUUGCGCUUUAGUUCAAACACUUCUGUAUUUCCAUUUUUAUUAUCAACAACACAACAGUCCUGCGAUUUGUUCCUCAUGAGAAUCAGUGGUGAAUUAUGUAAAUAUAGCCAUCAAAAUUGUGCAGAUUUUCAAAAAGUGAUCCGAGGUUGCAUUCACUGUUGUCGUCCUUGUCAUCCUUUCAAAUAGGCUGGAACGUUUUGUAUGUAUAGAUGCGCUCAACUUUUAUGCGCACUUCGAUAUAAUCAAUUUUCAUGCUUUUCACCACUACAAGUAAACAUCAAUACUACUACUAAAAUUUUCAGCACAGCUUAGUGCGUCAAACUUUCUGCUAUCACCAAACGUGAAAAAAAUUGAAAUAAGACAGAACAUCACAUCAUUUAGACAAAUUAUUGGUUUUGAGGCCAUUUCCAUUUCAACCCUCGUUAUUAGAGAAAAAAGUUGAAUGUUCAGUUUUUUGAAAUUUUAUUCUGUUAUAAAAAACUAGACGAACAAUUGAAGAAACAAUGAAAACUAGAAACGGUCCAAAGUUAUAAACACUAAUAUUGAAAUUAAAUUGAUUUAUGUGUGGUGCAAAAUUUGAAGAAACGUAUAAUAAAGUGCAAAGAAGAUAUUAUCAGAACAAUUGUUUGCUUCAAAAACCUCAUCCGCUUCAUUGUAGAUUAAUACAAUUUCUAGAAUUUGAUUAUUCCUAUUCAAAAACCAUUUCAAAAGACAUUUAACGUAAAAAAAUGCAACCUCCACCACGAAAAGGAAAUUAUGGUAAAUAUUUGAAGGGCUUGCACUCCGAACAGCUUGCCAAACUUCAAUUGAAAAAUCAACAUGAAUGUGAAUUGCUUGAAGACAUUCGGCAGUUCACAAUCAAGAGGUCUGCUAUUGAGAAAUCUUAUAGCGAAUCAUUACUUAAAAUAUCAUCGCUGUACUUGAAUAAAAAGAUGGUUUGCAUUCCGGAAAUCAAAUUAGAUGGUUCUGAAAAAUGGAAUAUGUGGAGUGUUUGGCAAACUGUUCUGGAAGAAAAUGAAAAAUUGGCUAAAGCUCGUUUAGCUGCCAUUGAGGUUUUUCAACAGCAAAUCGCCGAUGAAGCAAAAAGCUUACGAGACUAUAAAAUUCAAAUUAGUAAAAAAUGCUUAAAUCAACUAGGUAAUAUCCAAAAAGAAUUGCAGACCACCGUGCAGAAAAUAGACAUAACAAAAAAGUCUUAUUUCGAUGAGGAGCACAGUGCACAUGGUGUUCGCGACAAAGCACGAGAUAUAGAAGAAAAACUCAAGAAGAAAAAAGGCUCAUUUUUUCAAUCAAUCACAUCAUUACAAAAAAACAGUGCUAGGGUUACAUCACGCAAAGAAGAACUGGAAGAGAAAUCAACAGGAGCACGGAACGAUUAUAUUUUGAGUUUGGCACAUGCAAAUGCUCAUCAAAAUCGUUAUUUUACAGUUGAUUUGCAAACUACAAUGACAACUAUGGAAAAUUAUGUGUUCGAGCGCAUCGCUGACUAUUUAACAUUGAUGGGUAGAACUGAACUACUUACUUGCUCUGCAACACAACAUUCGUUCACAAAAAUUCGUGAUCAAGCACAUCAACUAACACGGGAGUACAAUGUACAGUGCUUGUAUUUGCUGUAUCCUGUACUUAAGCAACACAUCCAAUAUGAUUACGAGCCUUGCGAUAAUGAUCCAGUCACUAAAAUAACUGCUGAGCAUGACUCAGCCGCAGCAACAUUGAGCCGAGAAGCAAAACUAUUUGCUUCCAAAAUUGUUCGUGAGAAUAAUUCAAUAAGAGAAAAUGCCCGAAAACUAGCAGUUUGUCAACAGUUGCGUGAUUCAGGUCAGCGAUCCGAUCCAAACGACCCGAAUGGACCCGACCUAGAAACGAAAAUUGAGGAAUUUCGCGAGAAAAUUCGCAAGUCAGAAACUGAAAAAGUCAAAUCAGAAGCAUGUCUGGAGUGUCUACGAGCUGGUGGUGUUAAUGUUGAUGAGUGGAUAGAAGAAGCCGAAACGUUGGGCGUACAAGAAUUACCUCGUUCAUCGAGUUCAUUAUCAAUGCGAACAGACGCAUCAGGACAUGGUGAGCAUGCAAGUUUAGACUCUUUCUAUGAUAGCGAUAAUACCGAAGCUGAAGCAGCACCCGCUUCUCAAACUGCAACGAAGACAGGUCAAGCUCAAGCUCCAGCCCAAGUCCAAGGAGAUGAUGACGACGAUGAUAGUUCUAUAGCGGAAUCAGAGGAAAAUUAUGGUGUAACAGAACACCAACAAGAAAAACAGCCACAUAUGGAAGAAUUUGCAAAUUGGGAUGAUCCGACUACAGUUGAUUGGGGUGCUUCGAAUGCUGCUGCAUCUGAAGAUUCUCCUCAACAAGUUUCAAAUGUAAAUGCGUCCGUUACGUCAGCUUCAGAUCCUCAUACUGCGAAUGAACAAAUAUUCAAAUGUAUAGCUCUUUAUUCAUACAAUGCUCAAAACCCCGAUGAAUUGACAAUAGUCGAAAAUGAGCAACUUGAAGUGAUUGGAGAUGGUGACGGCGAUGGCUGGCUACGAGCUAGAAAUUAUCGUGGAGAAGAGGGUUAUGUUCCACAUAAUUAUUUGGAUGUUGAACGUGAUUUGUCCACAGAUACAAAUGCAAAUCAGGCACUAACUACACAAAUUUCCUUCUCAUCAGUCGACUAUACUAUCGAGAGUGAAGAGCCUGAUGUACAAUCGCCCGAUCAGGUUAGCGUUAUAGCCGUACCCAUGAAAUUGGAAAAAUCGGACAAAGAAUAUUGCAUCGCUUUAUAUGAUUAUGAUGCCUCUGCUGAAGAUGAAUUGACAUUUGAAGAAAACCAAAUAAUAACUAUCGUAAAUAAAUCACCGCACGGUGUCGAUGAUGGUUGGUGGGAAGGAGAACUUAACGGAAAGUUUGGUAACUUUCCAUCUCUAGUUGUUGAAGAAUGCGAUGAAAAUGGAGAACCAUUAACUGAGCCUGAUAUGGAAUCACCAGAAGCUGUAACACCACCCGCAUUCGACGCACCACCACCUCCACCUCCAGAGUAUUACAAGGAUCUAGAAGACGCUGUUAAUGAGGCUAAUUUAUUGAAUGGUACAGACUCAUAUACACCAUCAAAACCAGUAGUUAAAUUCGAAAUGGAACUAUCAGAGUCAAUGCAAACACAAUAUGGAAAGCAAUUCAAGGACACACCAACACCGGUUAUGGUGCUAGAACCAGAUUCAGACUCAGAUCAAGAGGAAAAUACGUUUCACUCGAAGAAAGAAGUACAAGUGGAUGAACAUGAUUUGGGGCUAGGAUGCGUCCAGAUAUCAGUAACGGCUGCCACACCGAUGGUCGAAGAUGCAGAAAAAAAGUUUCUAGACGAAAUUAUUAAAGAAGAAGAUGAACAGGAGGACAUAGAUGAUGACAUUGAACAAUUGAAGCGAGAUGAAUUAGAAAAAGAGGUGGCAGAAGCAGUUGACGAAAUUUUGGAAGAGGCUCGGAUUGAAACCAGCAAGAGACCAAACCCGAAAUCGUUAGAGAAAACUGACUCUAAAGAAGAAACCAAAAAUACAAUUGCAAAUAAGGAAGCUUCAAAUUCACCGGCCAACCGAGAAAAACAACAGGUUCCUCGAUUCGGUCCCCCCACUGUUCCACCACCUCCACCACCCGUUUCAACAUCUAUAUCAUCUAUUGAUGAUCACAAUAAAUUCGAUGCGAACUUCGAAGCAAACUUUGAUAAUGCAUUUGGUGAACCUGAUCAGCCAGAUCAGCCUGAAUUACCGAAACAAUUGGGUGGUAGAGCUAGCAUACCUGAUGAAUUGGCACCACAUCAGCUGGAGCGCUUACAAAAUCUCAAAGAAUCGAAUGCAUAAGUUGUUCGAACUCCGAAUGAAUUCAUCUAGUAUCAAUGUACAAUUUAGCCCCUUGUAAACUUGAAAACGUUGAGGCCAUGCACAAAAAGUAUAUAUGACAUUUGUGAAUUGCGCGAUCGUAACCAAUUCAAUAGCGUUAAAGUAUAGAAAUAAUAAUAGUUGGGACAAAAAAAAGCUAGAUGGUCUUAGUGGAAUGAUUGAACAUAAUAUUUUUGUAAAAUGAAGUGCUUCAUGAAUAAUAAUAAUUCAACAACUGUAACUAUUUUGUGAGUUAUCGUCACUUAAUAUUUUUCACGUAUUAACGUACGUUUACGUACUAAUGGAAAUUUGCAUUAAUUCCAAUAAUAAAGUGCGAAAUGAAUUUUGAAUUGAACUUGCAUUGAACACAUUCGAAAAGUUGGACAAAAAAACGUCCCAUUUCAAAUAUUCCUUAAUAUUCGUUUUAAUUCGUUUAUUCGUUUAUUCAGUCAGAGGCAUUCAUCUCACGCUAAUAUUAUGUUUCAUAAUUCUUCUCUGAUAUUCAUAUGUAUCAUUAAUCAUGUACUAAGCUUAAGUUACAUAAUUAUGUAAAAACAGUCAGUUCAAAUAUGAUAUUUUGAGAAUCCAAAUGACAGCAAGGCAAUAGAAAUAUUUUACAAUUAAGGCCAUUUCGCACAUCGAAAUAUAUUCUCAAUUGUGCGACUUGGUAGUCAAUCGGUAAGAGUAGGUGUGAACUCAUACAAAUACAAAAUGAUGGCGAAUAAUUUGGUUCUCUGGCUUUGUUGUUAUGCAUGCCGUUUGAAUGGCAGCCUGGAGAAGAACAUAGGAUAUGCAGUUAAUUUGUAGAAGUUGGCAUAAUUGUAUCAAUUUUCGGUUUCGUUGAUUGCAAUUGAUAUCAUACGAGCACAAAAUAUUUGGUAUAUUCGGCGCGAAAUUUACUGUUAGUCGUUUGGGUGGUGUUUUGCUACAUGCAUCGAACACGAAUCAACAAUGAACAACACUAUGUUGUCAACACAUAACUGUAUUCGACAAAGCAAUGAGAAAAAAGCAGAAUCAGCAUUCCGCUUGGUGUUUAUUUGACAACAUCACUUCACUGUUGGCAUGGGAUCAGUUUAAAAAGGGAAAGAGAGAGAUUUUGCAUCGGUUCAGUUUGUAUCAAUUGACAGAUCAUCAGCAUUGAUUUGAAUAUGAUCUAACGCAUCUUACUUUAAAAGAGGCGAAUGCGUAUUUACAACAGAGUAACGCGUCAAAUCAGCGUCCAACAGGACUGAACAGUUUGGUGUGAUACAGUGGCUGCAAAAUGCAUCUUAUGCAAAGAUCUUUUUGAGCUGUUCAAUGGAUACACUCCCGAUAUUUUUACACUGGAUCGUGGGUUCCAAAUACACUUCGAUGGGUUCAAUGCAUAUGUGGUUGAGAUGCAGCAGAACGCAGCAGCAUUUUAGUUUUAGUUUUGAUUUUUCGUUUUUGAUAAUAAUUUAUGUAACGUUAAGUUAUUCUGCUGGGAGCUGAUUUUGUGCCCCUGUCGAAGUACCUACCGUGUCGGCUAGUGGACUAUCAAAAAUUUUUGAGAGAAGGUGGCUAGAGCUCUAGCGGAGAAUCUUUUUGACAGCAAUAAAAAUCAUAACAUAAACACUUUCUUCUCCGGUAUGCAUGGCCAAUAAACUAUAAUCGCCGGCAGUUUCGGUAAAUACAUAUAUGUAAAACAAGCACAUUCGUUAUUUUCAUUUGAAUCACCAAUUGAAAAAUUUUCGAAGACCUAGAAAAUAUUUUAGUUUCCGCAUUUAUUAUAUCUCUUCUAUGCAAUGUCAAUUGUUCAUGACAAAUCUGAACAGAAGUUAGACGAAAUAAUCUAAUACGAUGCAUUCAUUAAUACAAAUAUGUUUAUCAAAUUUAUCUAUUCGGAUAUCUAUUAUAUAUGAUAUAUAUACAAUACAGUGCCAUGCAAAAGUUUGAGUACGACUAUAAAAUGCAUUAUUUCCAUGUCUUUUUGUCUUAUUCAACCUGAAUUAGGGUUCUAAUCUGGAAGCCUAUUGAAAUUCUGACCGAAUGAAAUAUUUCAAAGACAAUAUUUGGCCGGCCUAUGGCCAUUUUCGGCCAUUGAAAAAUGAGUUUUUUAACAGGCCGUCGGAUUGAAAAGUCAUAUAUAUAUAUCAAUAGAAAGGUCUUGAAAAGUGGAUGUCAUUUCUGGUAUAAAACCCAAAAAUGACAUUCACUUUUCAAGACCUUUCCAUUGAUAGAGACAUUUUUCACACUUUCUAUUGAUAUAUACCAUAUUGGUAUGACUUUUCAAUCCGACGGCAUGUUAAAAAAAAACUCAUUUUUGUCCGCCAUUUUUCAAUGGCGGAAAAUGGCCAUAGGCCGGCCAAAUGAAUGGUUUGGAGCGAAAAUGUAAUACAGAAAAGUUGAGCGGAAAAAUGUCGAAUGAAAAGGGAUAGCUAUAUAGUUCACUAUAGUUUACUAUACAUUAUACUAUAUAGCUAUCCCUUUUCCGCUCAUUCAUCAUUUACAUUUUUCCGCUCCACUUUUCUGUAUUACAUUUUCGCUCCAAACCAUUCAAAUAUUGUCUUUAAAAUAUUUCAUUCGGUCAGAAUUUCAAUAGGCUUUCAGAUUAGAACCCUAAUUUGGGUAAAAGACAAAAAGACAUAGAAAUAAUGCAUUUCAUAGUCGUACUCUAACUUUUGCACGGCACUGCAAUAUAUAUAUUUUUAUUUAUUUGUUGAGAGAUAACACUUUUCUUGUGCAUAGUGUAUGUUGUGCAUAAACAGAAUGCUUAUGGAUGUAUCAUUAUCGUUGAUGCUGCAAGUUAUUCAGUACAAUAUAUUAAAGUAUAUUUGGCAUGGAGUAUGGAAUUAGGAUUAUGUAAAAUGAAAUAUAAUUUUUCGUCUAAUGCCUUCAUAAAAGAAAGAAGGGCCGAAUAAAUAUUAUUCAUUACAUUCAUUUACACUCUUUUUACGAGUGUUUUUAGUUUGAUUUAAAUAUUGAAUAUAGAAAUAUUGACAUGAUA